This is a messenger RNA of Ananas comosus (pineapple), 399 nucleotides long. RefSeq names its product probable prolyl 4-hydroxylase 7. The record is from RefSeq and is a predicted model, not a curated record. Lineage: Eukaryota; Viridiplantae; Streptophyta; Magnoliopsida; Poales; Bromeliaceae. Gene Ontology annotation, molecular function: procollagen-proline 4-dioxygenase activity. Gene Ontology annotation, biological process: peptidyl-proline hydroxylation to 4-hydroxy-L-proline. Gene Ontology annotation, cellular component: endoplasmic reticulum. Bases 1 to 399 code for a protein of 132 amino acids. The transcript has 5 exons.
AUGGGUUUCAAACUUUCUCUUCUCCCUUCCAUCUUUCUCUUCCUUCUGUUCUUCUCUCUGCCACCAACUCCUCUCAGGCUUAAACUGUUUGAAGGAAUAGGAGUCAAUUUGGUGAUUGGCAUUGGUGAAAGAAGGGAUAACAAUGUCAUAGAUCCAAGAUCUAUCACCCAACUCUCAUGGCAACCAAGGAUUUUUCUCUAUGAGGGCUUUCUCUCCGACGAGGAAUGCGAUCACCUCAUCUCCCUGUCGAAGGGUAAGCUUAAAAAAUCUACAGUCAUAGAGGGCUACGGUGGUGAGAGCAAGCUUAGCACCGCGCGAACUAGUUGGGACAUGUUCCUAAAGCCAGGUCAGAUGGCGCUCGUGCUAUUUCUCAUCGCGAACAUGGUUGUUAUCGGCUAA